CUUCGUCCAUUUUUGGGCCGCAUUUCAUCCGUCUGAUGUUUUUUGGUCCGUAUCAAGUAAUCCAACGGAUUGGUCGUGGAGAGAGAAAACGGGGGGAAACACCGGCCGGUCAGAAUGACGGAGCUUUCGGCGAAUGGAUUAUCUCGAAAUUAAAGUUUGAUGCUCGGUAUUAGAUCCACGAAUGCUCUGCAAAACAAAUUUCCUCCCAUAAGCUUUCAACUCUCCUCUCCAACCUUGACUUUCCAUUUAAUGACCUCAGGUCUUCUAUACCUUCUUCUUCGCGACGUUGAGCAAUUGCAUGUCCAGCAUGACCGCUACGGAGGCCUUUCCGCUCCUUUCCACCACCGAUAAAUUGGCACCCUUAGGGGGACACGGCAAUGUCAAUACACCGCGAGUCCGCAGACGCUCGAGUGGACUCGGAGGAGAGAUCAGAGCAGGAGAUACAAGUGCACCAGCUUUAGCAACCUUGGACGUGAGGCCGCCCUCACCCGGCACCCUCAAAGCGCAAGCAGACAGAGACCGCAAGAAGCCCUUCUCCAAGCGGCGGAAAGCGAAGACCCUCUUCCAGCAAUGGAAGAGGUACGCUCUGAAACAUACCUGGGUUACUCCUCUCGUCCUCAUUGGCAUCUUCCUAGCCUUAUAUGCGAUCAAUCCCACCGAAUCGAAUCCUAUACACUACUUCAUCUUCCUAUCCUAUAAGAUACCCGCUGAUGCAGAUGCACCGGAAGGGACAGCUCUUCAAUAUGGAAAGGGACUCUGGGAUAUGGCAUUCGUGUCAUUCUAUGUUAUCGUCCUCUCCUUCACCCGCGAAUUCAUCAUGCAGAACUUGCUCCGACCUAUGGCAAAGCGAAGCGGGCUAAAGAGCAGAUCAAAACAGUCUCGAUUCAUGGAACAGAUGUAUACUGCUAUCUACUUCGGUUUUCUUGGACCAGUCGGGCUGUGGGUCAUGAGUCGGACUCCAGUCUGGUACUUCAACACCAGGGGAAUGUAUGAAGGAUUCCCGCACAAGACACACACCGCAGAUUUCAAGUUCUACUAUCUCUUCCAGGCGGCAUAUUGGGCUCAGCAAGCAAUUGUUCUGAUGCUGGGAAUGGAGAAGCCCAGAAAGGAUUACAAGGAGCUGGUUGGACACCACAUUGUGUCGCUGGCCCUCAUUGCCUUGAGCUACCGUUUCCACUUCACCUACAUGGGAAUCGCCGUCUUUAUUACCCACGACAUUAGCGAUUUCUUCCUCGCCACGUCCAAAACCCUGAACUACCUCGACCACCCACUCGUGGGCCCCUAUUUUGCAUUCUUCGUCUUCGCCUGGAUCUAUCUCCGACAUUACCUAAAUCUGCGAAUCCUCUGGUCCGAGUUUAACGAGUUCAAAACUGUCGGCCCGUACGAGCUCAAUUGGGAGACCGAACAAUACAAGUGCCAACUAUCACAUGUCAUAUCCACAGUCCUCCUCGCGAGUUUGCAGAGCCUGAACCUGUUCUGGCUCUGGGCUAUCCUCCGAAUUGCAUACCGAUUCGUGUUCCUCAACGUCGCAGAGGACGAUCGAAGCGAUAACGAUGAGAAGGAGUUUGAAGAGGAGCAGAGAUUAGAUGCUUUGGCUCGGGAGCAGGCCCAAAAGGCCGCCAACCCGAUGGUUUUGGUAAACGGCUCACCUGUCAACGGGAAUGGCAAGGCCUCCGGGCUGGAGACCCGAGCGAACGGAACGGCGGCGACGGCGAAUCGGAAGGAAAACAGGAGGAAAGCUUGAUUUAACAUAAACUCGGCAGCAUGGGUUUGUUUGGAUGGCGUGGGGGGCUCCCGGGCUCGGAGUCUUUGGAGGUGGGGGGUUCUUGGUUACCUCUUCUCUUUCAUGAGGCUGUAAUGAACGGGGUAUCGUGGGAGGUUCCCGCUCCGAAAAGGAGCAUGUGAAAGAAGGAAGGGUUGACACGAUGACUUAUGACGAUCGUUACAUUGUCCUUGGCUAUCCCGUGUAGGAUAUCGGCCUUGUGUGUAUUCAUGAGGUAUAUUGGGGAAGGAACCCAAACGGUCGUUCCACUUCUUGUAUUGAUUCUCAACCUGUAAAGAAACUAUAAUAAAUAAAGCACAGACCGAAACUACUCCCUCAACCAACAUUUUCUGCUGUGCAAUUUGAUCUACAAAGAACAUUACUACAUCCGAGUACAGUAUGACCUGAUCGUCUUACG
Molecule: messenger RNA, 2180 nt
Organism: Mollisia scopiformis
Lineage: Eukaryota; Fungi; Ascomycota; Leotiomycetes; Helotiales; Mollisiaceae
Product: LAG1-domain-containing protein
Exons: 3
Coding region: 308-1744 (478 amino acids)
Biological process (GO): ceramide biosynthetic process
Cellular component (GO): membrane
Molecular function (GO): sphingosine N-acyltransferase activity
Source: RefSeq, a predicted model, not a curated record